UUAUGCUGAGUAGAGAGUGAUAAUAAGGUUCAGAUUGAGAGGUUUAAGAUGGCGAUAUGUAUUGGAAGUUUGAGUGUUUUCAUAGUGUGUUGUAUGUCUAUGUUGUGGUCAUCUGCCUCACAUCCCCUGUAUAACAAUGGUUUGAGUCCAAUGUUCUAUGAAAAGUCGUGUCCAAAUGCUGAGCAAAUUGUGAAGUCUGUUGUGCAGAAUGCUGUGAUGAAGGAAGCCAGAAUGGCGGCUUCUUUGCUCCGUCUUCAGUUCCACGACUGCUUUGUGCAGGGGUGUGACGCGUCACUGUUUCUGGACGACAGUGCCAAGAUUGUGAGCGAAAAGAAUUCAAAUCCCAACAAAAAUUCAGCCAGAGGAUUCGAGGUAAUCGACCAGAUAAAGAGUGAGUUGGAGAAGGCAUGCCCAAAAACUGUCUCCUGCGCAGAUAUUCUUAUCAUUGCCGCUCGUGACUCUGUUGUCUUGAGUGGAGGACCCAGUUGGGAAAUUACAUUGGGGAGAAGGGAUUCCACAAGUGCAAGCUUGCAAGGCUCAAACAAUAACAUCCCUGCACCAAACUCAACCCUAGAAACUCUUAUCGCUAAGUUCAAACGCCAAGGUCUGAAUGAAGUGGACCUAGUAGCACUUUCAGGCAGCCACACCAUUGGUCAAUCUCGUUGCACAAGCUUCCGACAAAGGCUGUACAACCAGAGUGGAAAUGGGCAGCCCGAUUUCACCCUGGAGAAGAGUUAUUCCGCUAAGCUGAGAUCUGUGUGCCCACAAUCAGGAGGAGAUAACAAUCUCUCCCCAUUGGAUUCAAUAACUCCUACCAAAUUCGACAACUACUAUUUCAAGCUAUUGGUGAGCAACAAAGGACUGCUGAAUUCUGACGAGGUUUUGUUCACCAAGGGACAAGGAAAAACAAUGGAGACUGUGAAAUUAUAUGCGGAACAGGAGGAGGUGUUUCUGAAGCAAUUUGUGGAAUCAAUGAUUAAGUUGGGAAAUAUGAGUCCUCUCACCGGCAAUCGAGGGCAGAUCAGGACUAAUUGUCGCUCUGUUAUGUAGCACUCUUUUGAAACCCACUUUGCAAUGCUUUUUGCCACCAGGAAUGAGUCAGAGGUCGUCAGUAUGCAUUUCUUUUUGCUGUUUCGGUGCACUCUCUGCCCCGCCCAAUCAUCCCCUAUCUUUUUUGUCCUCUGAAAUAAUGAUUUGUGUUUCCCAAAGAACAAAAGUUCUGAUCCUCCCUUUCUCUGUUUGUUUACAUCCUGAGUAAAAUUAUGAACAUGAGGAUUUGUCACACCUCAUUAAAAAAGUGUGAAUAAAUGUGGUUCUUUUACACAAACUUAUUUAUUCAUCUUCAAU
This is a messenger RNA of Cryptomeria japonica (Japanese cedar), 1347 nucleotides long. RefSeq names its product peroxidase 49. The record is from RefSeq and is a predicted model, not a curated record. Gene Ontology annotation, molecular function: peroxidase activity; heme binding. The transcript has 4 exons. Lineage: Eukaryota; Viridiplantae; Streptophyta; Pinopsida; Cupressales; Cupressaceae. The coding region runs from base 49 to 1050 and encodes 333 amino acids. Gene Ontology annotation, biological process: response to oxidative stress; hydrogen peroxide catabolic process.